AUGAUGGGGAGUGAAGAGGAGGAAGAAGAGAGGACAAGGAUGAUGGUGAAGAGGGAUUUAGAAAUAAAGGAGGAAGAGGAGAUGGGUGAAACCAGAGAACUCCCUGGCCCUUUCGUGAGUCCCAGCCCUAUUCCACACAAUAAGGGGACCCGGUUUUCUGAGGCAUGGGAGUAUUUCCACCUGGCCCCUGCUCGAGCUGGUCACCACCCCAAUCAGUAUGCCACCUGCCGCCUGUGUGGUAGGCAGGUGAGCCGUGGCCCCGGGGCUAACAUGGGAACUACAGCCCUUUGGAAGCACCUGAAAAGCAUGCAUAAAGAGGAACUGGAGAAGAGUGGACACAGUCAGGCAAGACAGCGUCCAGACCCAAGGCCCCAAGGUGCCCAGAUCCCCAUGGGCAUUGAAGGGGACUGGGCCAGACUCCUGGAGCAGGUGGGAACUUUGGCACUGUGGGCCAGUCAGAAAGAAAAGGAGGUACUUAGGAGGGAGAGGGCAGUAGAAUGGAGGGAGAGGGCUGUGGAAAGGAGAGAGCAAGCCCUGGAAGAGGUGGAGAGGGCCAUCCUGGAGACGAAGUGGAAAGUGAGGGCUGAAAAGGAGGCCUGCCAGAGUCAGAAAGAUCUGCCUCCGGAAGUGCAUCCCUUUCAUUUUGUUUAA
This is a messenger RNA of Suncus etruscus (white-toothed pygmy shrew), 651 nucleotides long. It is a transcript of the gene ZBED2, whose product is annotated as zinc finger BED-type containing 2. The record is from RefSeq and is a predicted model, not a curated record. NCBI's taxonomy places the organism in Eukaryota, Metazoa, Chordata, Mammalia, Eulipotyphla, Soricidae. Gene Ontology annotation, molecular function: DNA binding. The transcript has a single exon. The coding region runs from base 1 to 651 and encodes 216 amino acids.